AUGGAUUUAUCGUUUAUACCAAAAGAACUUCGGGGAAAAGACAUCUAUAAAAUUCUUGGGUUACAUAUAAACGAUUGUAAUAACGAGAAUGCAAAAAAUAUUAUAAGAAAGAAAUAUUUAAAAGCAGCAUUAAUUUUACAUCCUGAUAAAAAAGAAGUACACCAUCAAAAGAAAGAAGAAGAAGAAGAAAAAGUGUAUGCUGAAAAUUUUGCUACGUUAAAAAGUGCAUAUGAAUUUUUAUUAAAUGAGCAUUUAAGAAAAAAAUAUAAUUUAUAUUUAGAAAAAAAAGGUAAGGCAGUUAAUAAUACACCUGUUAAUAAUACAAGUCUUAAAAGAUACUUGGAUAAAAAAAAAUUCCUUUCUUUUAAUCUUGAGAAACUUAAUUUAAAAAAAAAGUUAGAAGAAAAAGAAAAAAUAGCUCAAAGGCUAAAUCAACAUAAUAGUAUAUCAAAAAAAAAAAAAUUAAUAAUAAAUAAAAACAAAAACCAAAACAAAAACAAUAAUGAUAAUCAUUAUAAUGAUGAACAACACAAUUUAAAAGAUAUUAAAAAACAAAAUGAAGCCUUUAUGAAAAAAAAUAAAUCGAAACAUUUUUACAAAAACAAAAGAGAAAUCAUAGAUCAAAAUGAAAAAAUUAUUGAAAUUUAUUUAAAAAAUUAUCAACAAAAUGUAAAAUUAUUACAAUCAUAUAUAGACAAAAAAAACAUCCUCAAGUUUUUUAUUAACUUUAAUUUUAAGAGGUAUUCUUUAAACUUUAUUAACCACGAGGAACAUGACACCAACUUUGAUAAAAAUAAUGAUGGUAAUAAAAAUGAUGAUAAUAAUAAAAAUAAUGAUAAUAAUAAAAAUAAUGAUAAUAAUAAAAAUUAUGAUAAUAAUAAAAAUAAUGAUAAUAAUAAUGACCAAGUUAAAGUGGGGUAUUUAAUUUUUAGUCAUCGUUUUGAAACCAUACGAGCAUAUUUACAUUACAAAAAUAACAUAAAUGAAAUUAAUAAAAAUUUUAUUUUAAAAUUACGAGUUCCAUGUGAUCAAAAAAAAAAUAAAAAUUGUAAAAAAAAAAAUGGAAAUGAGGAUGAGGAUGAAAAAGAUAAUAUUGAUAAAAUUAUGAAUGAAAUGGUAAAUGAGUUAGACAAAAUCUUUACAUCAUAA
Messenger RNA from Plasmodium reichenowi, 1149 nucleotides. RefSeq names its product DnaJ protein, putative. Lineage: Eukaryota; Apicomplexa; Aconoidasida; Haemosporida; Plasmodiidae. The transcript has a single exon. Bases 1 to 1149 code for a protein of 382 amino acids. The record is from RefSeq and is a predicted model, not a curated record.